ACUGUGUGAGGUGAGCACAAGGCCUGUAGAGGGGCAUCAAAGCGCAAUGCUCUGUUGGGUACUGAAGCUUGCAGUCAAUGAUGUUGGGAUUUACUCUCUUGGGCCACUCUGGACCGGCUACGGCAAGCAUGAAACCGCCAUCACCCCCAAGCAUCACCACCUCCAGUAUCCGCAACUGUUUCUGUUCAUUUGCAUCCGACAGGCCAUCAAGUUGAACAGUGGAACGCAUAAGGGCCUUGCGUUCACAAUGGGUUUGCUUUCUGAAGGGUCGCCACUCUCUUGGGAAGAAACAAAGCGGCUCUGUGAACACGUCCGCCAUCAUGGGAUCCUCCAGUUCAUCAUCCAGUACCACAGCUCGAAAAACCGCAAGCACGACUGCCUGCGCUGGGGCGACGAGAUCGAGUACAUGCUGGUUCGGUUUGAUCACGAAAAUCGUCGAGCCCAGCUCUGCCUAAGGGCCGCUCAACUGCUCUCCACCCUCAACGAAAGAGACGGCCGUGACCGUUCCCUGUGUUCCUGGCAUCCAGAAUUCGCUGCCUACGCCAUUGAAGCCAUUCCGAAUGCUCCGUACGGGGACUUGGUGUCGCAUUAUAACGUUGUUGAGCACAACAUGCGGGAACGCAGAGCCGAGGUUCGCGCCCUGCUCGCGAAAGAUGAAGAGAUCAUGUGCAUAACAACGUUCCCAACCUUGGGCUGCCCACAAUUCACUUUUCCGGUGUACACACCGUCGCUGAAGGCUGCCCACAUGCCGUCCUUGUUCCUGCCCGAGGAAAUGGUGUUCCCGGCUCAUCCUCGCUUUAAGACCCUCGCUCGUAACAUCAGAGAACGACGUGGGAGACGUGUCGUCAUCAACGUCCCAAUUUACAAGGACGAAAAUACAAGGUGGCCUUUCACGGAAGACUGGAGAGCGCUCGGAGAUGACGGAGAAGCUGAGAGAUCUGCCCGACCAGGCCACGUCUACAUGGACGCGAUGGGCUUCGGAAUGGGAAAUUGUUGCCUGCAAGUCACCUUCCAGGCAUGCGACUUGAGUGAAGCCAAGGAUUUAUACGACCAACUGGCGAAUAUAUGUCCUCUUAUGCUGGCUUUGAGUGCAAGCAGUCCUGCUUUUAGAGGCUACCUUGUCGACACAGACUGCCGUUUUGACGUCAUAACUCAGUCCGUCGACGACAGAACGGAUGAGGAAAUGGGAUUAAAACCGUUGGGCCCCGACGCGCACCUUAUCAAACGACCUCGCUACGCGAGCGUCCCUUGGUACCUUUCCUCAAAGGGCCAGCACUUCAACGACGUCCCAAUGGCUUGCGACGCAAAAGUAUACCAGGCACUUCGUUCGGCAAACGUAGAGGAACCAUUGGCGAGACACCUGUCGCACGUCUUCAUCCGUGAUACUCUUUGCCUCUUUAGCGAGAAACUGAAGCAAGACGACAAUAUCGAUUUUGAUCACUUUGAGAACCUGCAGUCGACAAGCUGGCACUCCUUGCGAUUCAAACCCCCGCCACCUAAGAGCAGCAUCGGAUGGCGAGUCGAGUUCAGGCCUACAGAGCUGCAAAUGACAGAAUUCGAGAACGCAGCGUACGUCGUGUUCGUUGUGCUCCUUACCCGGGUAAUUCUCACCUUCGACCUUGACCUCAUCGUGCCCAUCUCGAAGGUGGACGAGAACAUGAAAAUCGCGCAGAAGCGGGACGCUGUCCUGACAGAGAAAUUCUGGUUCCGUAAGGACAUCCUCACCCACGGCUGCCCGUCCUCCGUGGGAGGAGUACCCGAUGAGAGCGCGCCGGAGAUCGCCCACAUGACAGUAUCGGAGAUCAUUAACGGGAAGGGAGUUGAUUUUCCGGGCCUCGUCCCUUUGAUCCGAACGUUUCUGACCGGUGUCGACCAGGUAGACGUGGAUACUUACUGCACGCUACAUCAAUACCUCACCCUCAUAGAGCAGCGCGCUUCUGGGCAGUACAUGACGGCGGCGCGAUGGAUGCGGCAUUUCAUCAUGACUCAUCCGGAGUAUAAGAAGGACUCCGUGGUCACGGACGGUAUUAACUAUGAUCUUGUCAUGCGCAUGCGCAAGCUGCAGUUUAACUUCUGGUCUUGUCCCGAGCUGAUCGGCACUCCUGCCUCGCGGACGAGCCAUGACGUGCCGGACAGCUGUAGUCCGUAUAAAACAUAGUGCACCAAAUAAUUUGACCGACGGAAUCCUUGUCUAGAAUAAAGAUUGCAAAUCAAACCGUAAGCAAUGAAUAUAUAAAAUCGAUAUCCAGGCUUG
Ornithodoros turicata is the source of this 2254-nucleotide messenger RNA. RefSeq names its product glutamate--cysteine ligase catalytic subunit-like. The record is from RefSeq and is a predicted model, not a curated record. The coding region runs from base 47 to 2158 and encodes 703 amino acids. Gene Ontology annotation, biological process: glutathione biosynthetic process. Gene Ontology annotation, molecular function: glutamate-cysteine ligase activity. Lineage: Eukaryota; Metazoa; Arthropoda; Arachnida; Ixodida; Argasidae. Gene Ontology annotation, cellular component: glutamate-cysteine ligase complex. The transcript has 2 exons.